Molecule: messenger RNA, 1137 nt
Organism: Salarias fasciatus (jewelled blenny)
Lineage: Eukaryota; Metazoa; Chordata; Actinopteri; Blenniiformes; Blenniidae
Product: fish-egg lectin-like
Exons: 9
Coding region: 1-1137 (378 amino acids)
Source: RefSeq, a predicted model, not a curated record
AUGCGAAGCGAUCUCCGCUGGACCUGUGACCUGGGUCCACAGCACUCUGGUGCGACACAGAUCGAUGCUGGACAGGGACAAGUUGUGAUGACAAACGACAACUCUGAAGUGUUUUUUCUGAUUGAAUCGACAUGGACCAAACUGAGUUCAGUCCCCCUCAAACACAUCUCAGUGGGACCUGCAGGAAUCUGGGGAGUCGACAGUUCAGAAAAAGUCUACAAAUAUGUAGCUGGCGAUUUCAUUCUAAUGAGUGGCCAGAGCUUGAUUCAGCUGGAUGCAGGAGGUGAAGGGCAGGUGGUUGGAGUCAACAGCUCUGCUUCCACUCACUGUCUGAAGAGUAGCUUUGCUUCAGCCUUCAACCAAGUUGGCUCUGUGAGCUGGGACAGUAUUGAGAUAACACGGCUUUAUAUCAGUUGCAACUCACAUGGAUGCUGGACAGUGAUGCCAUCCCACAAAAUCUUCUUUAUGAAAAUUAAGCCCGAUUCUUGUGAGACGACCGACUGGACGGUCAUAAACGGAGCAGCAUCGAUUGUUGAAGCUGGGACAGAUGGAUCUGUCUUUAUGAUAAACAAAGAGGGCCAGCUCUUUGAGAGAACUGGAAUCUCCUCUGCUUAUCCAAUGGGAACUGGUUGGAGUCUAAUACCACUGACUAGCAACAUGAGACACAUCAGCUAUGACCAGGGCGUCCUGUGGGCCAUAAAUGACAUUGGUGCCAUCCUGAAGUGCACAAAAGAAGACUGGCUGCAGUCCCAGAAACCAGACCCCAGCCACCACCCCAGCCACCGGGAGCCGGGAACCCUGGCAGCAAACCUGAUGGAUCAUGAUUCUGUUCACAAGAUGAAGGAGGUCAGAGAGGAAGCCCGGGCCUUAGGAAUCCCUCAAAUAGCUAUCCUCACCAAAAUUGAUCAAGCCUGUCCUGAGGUCAAACAAGAUGUCAAGAAUGUCUACAAGAGCAGGUACCUGAAAGAGCAGGUGGAAAAACUGAGUGCCACCCUGGGGAUUCCUAUAAACUGCAUCUUCUUGGUGAAGAAUUACAGCACAGAGACCGAAACAGAUGAGAAUACUGACACACUGAUACUGAACACAGUGAGAAAGAUCAUUGACUAUGGAGAAGACUUCCUCAAUGACAACUGUUAG